AUGAUUGCUUUCAAAUGUUUCAGUGAAGAUGAUGGUGGUGUUGGUGAUGAUGGUGAUGGUUAUGAUGGUGGUCGGAGGGGAGUUGUGAUGUUGGUAAUGGUGAAGAUGAUGGUGAUGAUGAUGGUUAUGAUGGUGGUUGGAGGGGAGUUGUGAUGGUGGUGAUGAUGAUGAUGGUUAUGAUGGUGAUCGGAGGGGAGUUGUGAUGUUGGUGAUGGUGAAGAUGAUGAUGGUGGUGUUGGUGAUGAUGAUGAUGGUGAUGGUUAUGAUGGUGGUCUGAGGGGAGUUGUGAUGUUGGUAAUGGUGAAGAUGAUGAUGAUGGUGAUGAUGAUGGUGAUGGUUAUGAUGGUGGUUGGAGGGGAGUUGUGAUGUUGGUGAUGGUGGUGGUGAUGGUGGUGAUGAUGAUGAUGAUGAUGGUUAUGAUGGUGAUCGAAGGGGAGUUGUGAUGUUGGUGAAGAUGAUGAUGGUGGUGUUGGUGAUGAUGAUGAUGGUGAUGGUUAUGAUGGUGGUCGGAGGGGAGUUGUGAUGUUGGUAAUUGUGAAGAUGAUGAUGGUGGUGAUGGUUACGAUGGUGGUCGGAGGGGAGUUUUGAUGUUGGUAAUGGUGAAGAUGAUGAUGAUGAUGAUGGUGAUGGUUAUGAUGGUGGUUGGAGGGGAGUUGUGAUGUUGGUGAUGGUGGUGGUGAUGGUGGUGAUGAUGAUGAUGAUGAUGGUUAUGAUGGUGAUCGAAGGGGAGUUGUGAUGUUGGUGAAGAUGAUGAUGGUGGUGUUGGUGAUGAUGAUGAUGGUGAUGGUUAUGAUGGUGGUCGGAGGGGAGUUGUGAUGUUGGUAAUUGUGAAGAUGAUGAUGGUGGUGAUGGUUACGAUGGUGGUCGGAGGGGAGUUUUGAUGUUGGUAAUGGUGAAGAUGAUGAUGAUGAUGAUGGUGAUGGUUAUGAUGGUGGUUGGAGGGGAGUUGUGAUGUUGGUGAUGGUGGUGGUGAUGGUGGUGAUGAUGAUGAUGAUGAUGGUUAUGAUGGUGAUCGAAGGGGAGUUGUGAUGUUGGUGAAGAUGAUGAUGGUGGUGUUGGUGAUGAUGAUGAUGGUGAUGGUUAUGAUGGUGGUCGGAGGGGAGUUGUGAUGUUG
Molecule: messenger RNA, 1114 nt
Organism: Paramuricea clavata
Lineage: Eukaryota; Metazoa; Cnidaria; Anthozoa; Malacalcyonacea; Plexauridae
Source: the annotation of a GenBank genome assembly